GGUGGCGGUCCGAGUAACAGCAAGAUACUACAAGCGGUUACGAUGAGGUGAGGAGCCCACAGCUGGCGGCAUUCAAGCGAGUUGGUUGUGAUGAUAUCACUCACAGGAGAACGUCGGCUGAGAUUGGACCGUCCGUACCGAGAAUCUUUCCUGCCUGAGCGUCAUGAGAACGAGCAGCGGAUUCUCCGGACCGUUCAAUAAUUGUAAGUAUUUCACCCAGAUGUUGAGAACCGCUGCUUCAUACCAUGUCGACCCCAAAACGCAUCUGUCAAAUUGUCAAGUUGAAACCAUCGUCCGAGGCAGAAUGUAGAGAAUGUCACGCCGCUGUGUGGCCUAGUGUACUCGCGGCGCUGGAACGCGCCCAUAUCGUCGACUAUUCCAUCCAUUAUUAUGCGCCGCUUCACCUCCUCAUUGCCAACAUGAAAUAUACUGGUACUGAUUAUGAGGCCGAUAUGAAGAAAGUUGCCGAGGAUCCCGAGACGCAGAAGUGGUGGGCAAUAACCGAUGUGAUGCAGGAGAGUCUAGUCGAAGAUGCUGCCGGCAGUGGAAAGGAUAUACCGUGGUGGGCGGAUGUCGAAGAGGUUUUUAGGUUCGAGGGAAAGCCUUAAACAGGGCAGUUGGAAGGAAGCUUAUACAUGUGUUACAAGCUCGUCAUUCGAAUUCUAUCCAAUGAAUACGAAGUAUCGCCAUCGCUGCGACCCAGUGCUGCGCA
Guyanagaster necrorhizus is the source of this 712-nucleotide messenger RNA. Its product is annotated as rhamnose mutarotase. NCBI's taxonomy places the organism in Eukaryota, Fungi, Basidiomycota, Agaricomycetes, Agaricales, Physalacriaceae. The record is from RefSeq and is a predicted model, not a curated record. Gene Ontology annotation, molecular function: racemase and epimerase activity, acting on carbohydrates and derivatives. The coding region runs from base 246 to 608 and encodes 120 amino acids. The transcript is spliced from 3 exons.